AUGGCAGAAAAUAGAGAGUCUUCAAAGCUCACUAAUGAUGAAAGAAAUCAAGUAGCUCAAUGGUUGUUGCAACGGAGUUCCAACGACAAACUUCAAUACGGCGCAAGCAUGGAGGCUGCCACACUCUUCAAAGUGAGUAGGAGGACUAUUUGGUGCAUAUGGAAAUCAGUCGCUGCCCAACAAGCACUCGGACAACCUAUUCAAUUGAAAUCAAUGAAAAAGGGAUCAACACACAAUGAUAGAUAUGUGAUUGAUGCAUCAAAGGUAAAGAGUUUAAGUGUGCUACAAAGAUCGUCAAUUAGAGUCAUGGCAUGUAAUCUUGGGGUUAGUAAGUCACUUGUAGGUGUGUGGGUGAAAGACAAGAAAUUAAGAGCACAUACCAAUGCUAUCAAGCCAUUUUUAACCCCUCAAAAUAAGAUAUCAAGGCUGCGAUGGAGCCUUAGGCAGCUUGGUAGUAUAAAUAAGGAGGGAUUCAUCAAGUUUCAAACCAUGUUCAACACCAUACACAUAGACGAGAAGUGGUUUUACUUAACCAAAAGCAAGGAUAGAUAUUACCUUAUGCCGGGUGAGGCAGACCCUUAUAGAGCUUGUAAAUCUAAGAGGUACAUACCAAAGAUCAUGUUUACGAGUGCCAUUGCACGACCUAUCAUAGAUUCUCAGGGAAAAGUAAUUUUUGAUGGGAAGAUGGAAAUUUUCCCAUUCACAUACGAAGAGGCAGCUCAAAGAAACUCAAAAAAUAGACCAGCGGGGACAAUGGAAGUGAAAGCAAUACCCAAUAUCACCCAAAACGUCAUAAGGGACUCAAUGAUCAACAAGGUAUGCAAUUUUAGUUUAUGCUAUCAGAAUUUAGUUACUAAUUCAUCACUUAGCCAUUUUAUAUUUAACUCACAAAUGAUACCCUACUUCAAAUCCAAGUGGCCUUCAUUUGCAAGCAAGAACAUAUUUAUACAACAAGACAAUGCAAAACCACACAUUAAGGUUGAUGAUCUGGAGUUCUUAGCAGUUCCAAGAGCAGAUGGAUUCAAUAUCCAACUGCUCUGCCAACCUGCUAACUCUCCAGACACCAAUGUUAAUGAUUUGGGCUUCUUUAGAGCAAUUCAAAGUCUCAAAGAUCAGAAACCAGCGAAUGAGGUAGGGGAACUAAUCAAGAAUGUGCAAGAAACAUACAAUGACUACCCUCCACAGAAGAUAAAUCAUGUUUUCCUAACUCUACAGUGCUGCUACCAGGAGAUUAUGAAAGCCAAAGGAGACAACAACUAUAAAAUCCCUUACAUGAACAAAGAGAGGUUAGAAAGAAUUGGGAUGCUUCCAGAUGCAAUUUCAAUUUCACAGCAGCUAUUCAAUGAGAGUAUGGAGUUCUUAGAGGGCAACAAUCAUGCUGACACAACAAAUGUAACAGAUGGGUUUGAAGAAGAUUAUCAACAGAACAUGACAGACAUCCUAGAGGGUCUCACACAUGUGAACAUCAAUUAG
Molecule: messenger RNA, 1473 nt
Organism: Salvia miltiorrhiza (redroot sage)
Lineage: Eukaryota; Viridiplantae; Streptophyta; Magnoliopsida; Lamiales; Lamiaceae
Exons: 1
Coding region: 1-1473 (490 amino acids)
Molecular function (GO): nucleic acid binding
Source: RefSeq, a predicted model, not a curated record